AUGGGUGGAGAAGCUCACCCAAGAGCUCCUCCCAGCUCUUAUCCGAAGCUGGUCGAGCGCCCGGUGGGCCAGCAUAUCCGGAGUAUCUACCUCGACAGAUUGCGCCAAUUCACUGAUGAGGGUCUCUACCGCGAGGAUGGGCUUGUUAGCAAGUAUUACGAUGCCGUCGUAUCCGACCAAGAACACGUUAAGCUAUUCGUAUACUCCCCACCGAACUUAUCGCGACCAACUUUCAAAGAAGCGACAUCACAUAAAUUCAAACCUACCAGCACCGGCAAUGCUUUUGGCCCAAGUUGGUCCACACACUGGUUCAAAAUCCACUUGACAAUACCUCGAGAUUUGCUGGGCAAAGAGCGCUUGGAAUUCCAUUGGGAUGCGGGCAAUGAGGGAUUGAUUUGGACAGAGCAUGGUCAUCCGUUACAAGGAUUGACCGGUGAUGGUGAACGUAUCGAAUGGAUUAUCCCAGAGAGCUUCCGUGAUGGUAAAGAGCAUGUUUUCUACAUUGAGAUGGCAUGCAAUGGCAUGUUUGGAAAUGGAAAUGGAAAUUCGAUAGCACCUCCGGAUGAUAACCGCUAUUUCACGCUGUCGAAAGCACAGAUUGUCGCUGUUAACCUGGAUGCUCGAGCUUUGUAUUAUGAUUUUUGGAUUAUUGGAGAUGCCGCAAGAGAGUUCCCGCAAGACUCUUGGGAACAGCACGAAGCACUCAUGGUCGCAAACUCUAUUAUGGACACUUUCAUCGCAGGCGGUGGAAGCAAGCAGGCAAUCAAGGACGCCCGCAAGGUCGCUCAGCGAUAUCUAGGCGACCGGGUUGAUUCUCACAAAGUAUAUGAUACUGACACGGAGGCGAUCGUUUAUGCAAUUGGUCAUUGUCACAUUGACACCUGCUGGCUAUGGCCAUUUGCAGAGACGAAGCGCAAGGUCGCAAGGUCUUGGUCAAAUCAAUGCGAUUUAAUGGACCGUUAUCCGGAGCACCGAUUCACCGUUUCUCAAGCUCAGCAGUACAAGUGGCUUAAAACCUACUAUCCAUCUGUUUUUGACCGGGUGAAGAGUUACGUCAAGAAAGGACGCUUUCAGCCUAUUGGCGGCAGCUGGGUCGAACACGACACCAACCUUCCUAGCGGAGAGUCUCUUGUACGACAAUUCCUGUACGGACAGCGGUUGUUUGAAAGUAACUUUGGGGAAAGAUGUCGCACAUUCUGGCUGCCAGAUACCUUUGGAUAUUCGUCACAGCUACCACAGCUGUGUCAACUAGCCGGUAUGAAGCGAUUCUUUACCCAAAAACUGAGCUGGAACAACAUCAACAACUUCCCUCAUACUACCUUUAACUGGGUUGCUCUUGACGGCAGUCAAGUACUUUGCCAUAUGACACCAGCUGAGACGUAUACUGCCUCUGCUCAUUUUGGCGACGUUAGGCGGAGUAUCACUCAGCACAAGUCCCUAGAUCAAGACAAGACGUCACUCUUGGUCUUUGGUAAGGGAGACGGUGGUGGUGGCCCGACUUUCGAGCACCUGGAGAAACUGCGUCGCUGCCGUGGUUUAUCUGACAAGGUCGGAUUGCUUCCUCGUGUCAAGAUGAACACCUCCGUGGACGAGUUCUUUGAUCAGCUACAAGAAAAGGCAGCCAAAGGCGUGAACUUUACAACCUGGUAUGGUGAGCUAUACUUUGAGCUGCACCGAGGCACCUACACAUCUCAGUCGAACAACAAGCGCAACAACCGAACAGCCGAGUUCCUGCUUCGAGAGAUUGAAUACUUCGCAACCUUGGCUACUGUUGGCAAGACAAAAAGUAGCUACAAAUACCCCAAGGAAGACUUGGAUAAUAUUUGGGAAGCGGUACUGCUCUGCCAGUUCCAUGACUGCUUACCUGGUAGCUCAAUCGGCAUGUGUUAUGAAGACACAAGGGAGAUUUACGCCGAGGUUUUUGCCACUGGUCACAGACUUAAGAAAGAAGCUCUUGCUGCUCUUGGGUUCAGUGAACCUAAGUCUAGCGAGAAUGUUCAAUAUAUCAAUACCUUGCCUUGGCAGAGAUCUGAAGUUAUUAAACUUCCCGAAGCUGUGUGCCAUAGCAAUGGGCCAAGCUACGCUCAAAUAAGUGGUCGUACUGGUGCAAUUGACGCUUCUUUGCUCAACAACUCUGCGACACCACGUGUUAGCAUCAAGGAAGUGAAGCCAGGAGUAUUCCGUCUUACUAAUGAAAAGUUAAAAGUCGACAUCCAGGACGGUGUGAUCGUUUCGUUGUACGACGUCGAAGCUGAACGAGAGGUGAUUUCUCGAGGAGGUAAAGCCGGACAACUGGUUAUUUUUGAUGAUAAGCCCUUGAACUGGCAGGCUUGGGAUGUAGAAGUUUUCCAUCUCGAAUCUCGCAAGGAGCUCAAGUCUAGCACCACCUCCAUUGCAGAGAACUCUCCCCAUUGUGUUAGUGUAGUGACGGAAACUCAAAUCAGCGAGCACAGCUGGAUCAAGACUACUAUUAGCUUGAAGGCUACCGUGGACAAUGAGCCUUCAUAUGUCGAAUUUGACAGCGAGGUUGAAUGGCGAGAGAACAAGAAGUUCCUCAAGGUCGAGUUCCCGGUCGAUGUCCACAACACUGAAGCUUCGUAUGAGACUCAGUAUGGUAUCGUCCGUCGACCGACACACUACAAUACAAGCUGGGAUAUGGCCAAGUUUGAAGUCUGCUCCCACAAAUGGGCCGAUCUCUCCGAAUACGGCUACGGAGUCUCCAUUCUCAACGAUUGCAAAUACGGCUUCGCCACAGUUGGUAACGUGAUGCGAUUGUCUCUCAUGCGAGCCCCCAAAGCACCCGAUGCCCAUGCUGACAUGGGCCGUCACCACAUCCGCUACGCCAUCUUGCCUCAUUCCGGCCCUCUCGACCACCGCACAAUCCGCGCCGGAUACAACUUCAAUCAACCUCUGACCGCCGUCUCGGCGACCAGCAAGAACACUGGUGCCUUCGACGCAAUCCACAUGACCGGCUCAAAGGCCCUGAUCCUAGACGCCGUGAAACGCGGCGAAGACGACGAGGACGUAUCCCGGGGCGAACUCGCGAAGAGACCCGGUCAAAGCAUUAUAAUGCGACUGUACGAGUCUUUAGGCGGAAAAGCGCGUGGAACUAUUCAUACUACCUUGCCGGUUAAGAAAGUGUGGAAGACGAAUUUGUUGGAGGAUGAUGAGGCUGAGUUCUCGAUUGUUGAAAAUCACAAGGAUGCCACGUUUGAAGGGCAGAAAAGUGUAGAUCUUGAGUUGAGGCCGUUUGAGGUUGCUACUUUUAGAUUGCAGCUGUAG
Molecule: messenger RNA, 3282 nt
Organism: Talaromyces amestolkiae
Lineage: Eukaryota; Fungi; Ascomycota; Eurotiomycetes; Eurotiales; Trichocomaceae
Exons: 4
Coding region: 1-3282 (1093 amino acids)
Biological process (GO): oligosaccharide catabolic process; mannose metabolic process
Cellular component (GO): fungal-type vacuole membrane
Molecular function (GO): carbohydrate binding; alpha-mannosidase activity
Source: RefSeq, a predicted model, not a curated record